Molecule: messenger RNA, 10017 nt
Organism: Gigantopelta aegis
Lineage: Eukaryota; Metazoa; Mollusca; Gastropoda; Neomphalida; Peltospiridae
Product: intraflagellar transport protein 140 homolog
Exons: 32
Coding region: 150-4643 (1497 amino acids)
Biological process (GO): intraciliary retrograde transport
Cellular component (GO): ciliary basal body; axoneme; intraciliary transport particle A
Molecular function (GO): protein binding
Source: RefSeq, a predicted model, not a curated record
UCAACAUGUCCGAUACCAGUGUAAAUCUUGAUUUCAUGGCAUCAUAGUAACCAGGGUGACGUGAAUAUAAAUUAAAAAUUUCAUAUAUAUUUUGUUGUAUUUAAUCACCAGGAAGGUCUAUGCGUGUGCACGAUUUUAAUAUUUAAGGCAUGGCUGUGUACUUCGACCAUCGCCUGGAAACAGCCCCAGGGACGAUUAGCACUGAAUUAAGUUGGUUCAGUGGUGCUCCAUUGUUAGCAGUCACAUCAUAUGGAGAGGAAAAUGGUGGAUUCGUUACACUUUAUAAUGAGGGGGAAAAAAUCCUUAAUACACGCUUAGAACAAGCUUGCCAUGCAACAUCUGUGUGUUGGCAUCCAUCAAAGAAAAUUGUUGCUGUUGGCUGGGAAAAUGGAGAGUUGCUUGUCUGGAAUGAGCAAGAUCGGGAACUGUUUGAGGGCGUACAUAUGCAUAAAGAACCAAUCACACUAUUGCAGUGGAGCUCAAACGGAACACGUCUGUUUACAGGAGACAAGAAAGGGAUUUUGAUAGUAUGGAAAUCUGACAGCAAAGGAAGACUGCAACAAAAUCCAGUUUGUCAGCAUCACAUCCAGGAGCCGCUCACUGACAUUGUGUUAAAACCACCACCCCCGCCUGAUCCAUCCACAGACAUCAGUGAACUAGCGCGGGCGGCGGUCAGUGGGGAUGAAAGUGCUCUCGACAUGUUCAACUGGAAACGAGGCAAGAACAACAAGAUGAUGACCACCCAGUUUGGACCGUCUGAAGCCAUGUCCUUCUUUGUGGGCGGGGCUAGCGGUGGUGUGUAUUUUGUGAAUGAAAGUGGGCAGUGUAUUCAGGCUUUCUCUGUGGAUGGUCCAGUGAAAAAGCUGAUGUAUUAUGAAGACAAGAACAUUUUGCUAACCAUCACAGACAAUCUGCUGCUAUCCCAGCAUUCAGUCAUGUCUGAAGGAGACACCAAGGAACUCCUUAAGGUCAAGUUAAGUGGUAAGACAGAUCAGCCCAACUUUAUCUGGGCCAGUAAAGGUCUGCUAGUCACUGCAACUGGGGAGAUGGUCAUAAGACUGUGGGACCUGGAUCUGGAUGACAACUAUGUUCUCAGUCUAGACGGUCAUAGCAGCUACGACCAGAAUGAAACCAUUAUUUGUUUGGCCUACAAUGCUGAAAGAGGUAUCAUUGCAGGAGGUACAAAUAUGGGUAACAUUGCGAUGUGGAAGUACUCCCCUACAGCUGGUUACCGGAAGGUAGAUGGAGAUGAGAAAUGGAAACUGCAAGCUCCUGCCACGGUGGAAGGACCAGUCCGACAGAUUAAGUGGGGCAGCAACAGGGCACUUAUGGCUGUGACCACGAUAGCUAAUGUGUUUAUCCUCAGUGAGCAGGUCAUGACCUCAAGUUACAUGGACCAGACUGCUGUUGUUCAAUAUGGACCAAGCUCGCUGUCUAUAGAAAUGUUCACCACAGGAAACCACCAUGAUCUGAAAACUGAUAUCCAAGUGAAAGGCAUAUGCACAACAAAGGAUGCCCUGGCUAUUUGGAAUGGCAAACGUGUUAUCAUCUAUGAAUAUUCAUCAGACAAGUUAAUCAUAAAAGCAGUAGGUUCUUUCACCACCGACUCCAUGAUGAUCUGUCUGUAUGAACAGAAUGUCUACUCUAUAGAACAAAACAAAGUGCAAGUGAGGACGUUCCAGGGCACUGUAAAACAGCAUCUCGUUUUCACUGAUCUGGAAGGAGAUCCCGUUUCAAUAGAUGUGUGUGGGAAUUACCUUGUCAUUGCCACUGAACACGGCAUCCUUAAAGUCUACGACCUUGUACGAAGGGAGGCAAAAAUGCACUGUAACCCAAAAGACUUGGCUGAUUUUGUUCAUGAUUUUGGAGGAGUGAUCUCAAUACGGUGUAAUGCUGCAGGAAACAGAGUCAGUAUCCUAACCAGAAAGAAUAAUGGUGUGCCUGAUAACAAGCUGUAUUUGUGGGAUGUUGAGAACGACUCUAUCCAGUACUUCAACUUUGAGACUGGCCGUGGGGAACAGGAUGAUUACCCCCCACCUGAUGGCAAAACGGAGGAGAGUGAUGCUGAUACCAAUGAUGCUGAAAGAGGUAAAAACCAGGCUGCCAAAGACAUUGCUGGGCGACGCCCCCUCACCCACUUGUGGGAUCCGAGCGAGCCGAAGCUGCUGGUGUGUGAGGCGAACAUUCUUACUGUGAAGGAAGAGAAGGAUCUCAAGAGAAAGCCAUCGCUGACCAAACCAAUGGAAGAGGAACCGGUUGAAACGAUGAUUGUGUCACUGUUCUGCACACCUGAGAAUGGUGUUCUUAUUCAGGACAGCUUUGCGAUACCUGAACAGUAUAAUUCUCUGCUUGGAGUGCAAGUUCCCUACCAUUACUUUGUUAAAAAGCCUGAAAAUUUGAUGGCUGAUGACGGAACCUCAGUGCAGCAUGACCAUGUUCUCAACUCGGAGACUGGUACAGCCGUAUAUCCUAAACUCGUGGCUCGCAAAGUGAUGCGUGACUUUGUCGGGCUGGAAAACAGUGACAAGGUGACAAGAGAUGCCAUGAUGAACUUCAGCUACUAUCUCACUAUUGGAAACAUGGAUGAAGCAUUUAAGUCCAUCAAACUUAUCAAGAGCGAGUCUGUGUGGGAGAACAUGGCUAAGAUGUGUGUGAAAAGUCGCCGUCUUGACGUGGCCAGUGUGUGUCUGGGCAAUAUGGGACAUGCUCGAGGGGCUAAGGCAUUGAGGGAAGCAACCAAAGAACCAGAACUGGAUGCAAAAGUGGCUGUCCUAGCCAUUCAACUGGAACUUUUUGAGGAUGCAGAGAGACUACUUAGGAACUGUAAGCGCUAUGAUCUGCUGAAUCAGUUUUACCAAGAUAGAGGACAGUGGAGCAAGGCUUUGGAGACAGCUGAGAUGUAUGACAGAAUUCACCUACGAACGACGUACUAUAACUAUGCUAAACAUCUUGAAGAGAGUGGAGACCCAGGAGCCGCUAUCCCACACUUUGAGAAGUCUGAGACUCACCGGUUUGAAGUUCCACGGAUGCUGCUGGAUGAUGCCGUUCAGCUGGAGCAGUACGUUCAGAAAAGCAAAGACAAGUCGUUGCGCAAGUGGUGGGCCCAGUACCUGGAGAGUAACGGGGACAUGGAGGCAGCCCUCCAGUACUACGAGGAGGCCCAGGACUAUAUGUCUCUGGUGCGCGUCUACUGCUUCUGUAACAACAUGGAAAAGGCAGCUGAGGUUUGCAAUGAGACUGGUGACAGGGCAGCUUGCUACUACUUGGCCAGGCAGUAUGAGAAUCAGAAUCAGAUCAAGGAAGCUAUUCACUUCUUUACUAGGGCACAAGCAUUUGGUGGAGCCAUCAGAUUGUGUAAGGAGCAUGACUAUGAAGAUCAGCUGGUUAACCUGGCUCUGAUGGGCCGGCCAGAAGACAUGAUGGAGGCCGCGCGCUACUAUGAAGAACACCCGCGCUACCAAGACAAGGCAGUCAUGUUGUACCACAAGGCUGGCAAUUUCUCCAAAGCACUAGAUCUUGCUUUCAAGACGAAACAGUUUGGUGCCCUUCAGCUAAUAUCGGGUGACCUUGACGAGCGAGCAGACCCAGAGUUGUUACAGCGGUGUGCUGAUUUCUUCCUCGAAAAUGAACAGUACGACAAAGCCGUUGAUUUGCUCGCCAUUGGCAAGAAGUACUGGGAAGCACUGAGAAUCUGCAUGGACCAGCAUGUGGAUAUUACUGAAGAUCUAGCGGAGAAGUUGACCCCGCCCAAGACGGAUGGUGAGAACGACACCAUGGAGCGCUUGAAGAUCCUCGAGGCUAUAGGAGAGGUGUGCAUGCACCAGGGCCAGUACCACCAGGCCACCAAGAAAUACACUCAGGCAGGCAACAAAAUGAAGGCGAUGAAAGCCUUGCUGAAGUCUGGUGACACAGAAAAGAUUGUCUUCUUUGCGGGUGUUUCAAGACAGAAAGAGAUAUAUGUGAUGGCUGCUAACUACCUGCAGUCCCUCGACUGGCGCAAAGAUCCUGAAAUCAUGAAAAACAUUAUUGGCUUCUACAACAAAGGCCGAGCUUUAGACUCGCUAGCAGCAUUCUAUGAUGCUUGUGCUCAGGUCGAGAUAGAUGAGUAUCAGAAUUACGAAAAGGCCCUUGGAGCGCUGGGAGAGGCAUACAAAUGUUUAAGCAAGGCCAAAAUGCAGGAUGCAGCAAUGCAAGAGGAGAAACUCGCACAGCUCAACCACAGAAUGGCUCUAAUAAAGAAGUUCAUCACAGCAAGAAGGAUUUACACAGAGGAUUCUGAAGAGGCAAUGAAACAGUGCCAGGUGCUGCUGGAAGAACAAAAUGUGGAUUCUGCUGUCAGAAUCGGGGAUCUCUUUGGCUUCAUCAUCGAACAUUAUGCACGGAAAGAAAGAUGGAAGGCAGCUUACGCUGCUCUAGAAGAAAUGAGGGGACGGAUUCGGGGAACAAAUAUUACUUACUUUGUGAACUUGAAAACAAUCGAGGAGAUCCACAAUGCACUGAACAUUCCACUGAGUCGAACAAUCAACAGCAGCACGAUGAAUGGAUUCCACACGAAGAAUACGGAGAAUGAGGAGGAGGAGGAAGGGGAGUUUGUGGAGGAGGAUGUAAUAGAUGAGAUGUACAACACCGGAGGCAAUGUCUGAUAGUCAAGGGGGGACAACUGGUGACUAAAUAAUGUGAUAAUUGACGAAAGACAAACCCAAACAUGAACAGAGCUUUCCCUAGCGGUAGUUAUGUUGACCACUUGCACAUUUUUAACACUGUGACCCUUCAAAAGUUCAUAUUUGGUUUAUAAACUUUUUUAUAAGUUAGACUUCUCAAUAAUGCUUUAUGAAAACAUAAAUAAAAAAAAGAAGGGCUAAAAGAAAAUCCUUUGUGGUAUGAGUUGUAAAUAAAUAAAGCUUGUAGUGUGAUUCAAAGAAAUGGCGAUAAUGGUUCAAGACAAAGCUGUUAGCACACACAUACCAUAUUAAAAAGAAAAUGUGUAUGUUGGCAGGAUUCCUGCUGGCUGCAUUGAUUCACAGUUAAAAUGGGUGGUAAUAUUGUACAUACCAAGUAAUAAAUGUAGGAAGUAAUUUUCUUCUUUCUGUGUGUUUUAUUUAUUAGAAAUGUGUUACGUAUUUAAUCAUUAUUCAUAGUGGCUAAACAAACUACCAAAUCCAGAGCUGAUGAAACUUGUGGUAGAAGCAUCCGUCUGAGACUUGAAACAUUUCCACCAUACAAUCUGGAUAACUUUUAUGUGUUAGACUCUGAUUUGUCUGAAGUACAAAUUAACCACCCUUAUGGUUGAUGGGUUAAACCAUUGGCUUUCUAACCAGUAGGUGUUGAGCUUGAAUCCCAUUACUGGCUCGGACUGAGAGUGUCAACAGCCAAUACUUCAAGUUUCCCUUUCAUACAUUGACCUGACCUCUCACCUUAAUUGCAGUCCAUCCCAAUAACCUAACUGAACUGACACUCCCAAGUUUCCCUCAUUCUCUUUUAGUCUUGAGCAGGUCUUGUAUAACCGAAGCCAGUCUUACAAAAACAACAUUGGUUGUCUGUAUCUCGGAUCACUCGUAAAAAUACCUCAGACUCACAUUUUCUUUCUGUCAUAAUUGCUUUCUUUUCAUAACGUAAUACACAAGAAAUGAAAUAUAUGAUAGUGGAGGAGAUUAUUUUGCCAUGUUUUAUAUACGGUGUAAUAUAUAUCUAUAUAAUCAUAUGGAUAUGUUAGACUUGUUUUGUCUUGAAACAUUUUAGUUUAUGUUUGGGAUCAUCAAAAUAUUAUAUUGUGUUUGGUGGGCUUAACUUGUUUGCAAGUCUGGUGCAUUAAAUAGCCAUUGCUGUAUCAGUUUUACUACAUUACAAAUGUAUAUAAAUUUCAAUUUAUUUUGUAAAAAAUGUCUUAUGUUUGUGAAUGGUAGUUUUGUGAACAAGUGUUACAUAGAAUACAAUCAAAAGGUUAAAUACUUAAUAGCAUACCAAUAUGUUAUGCUCAGUUUCCUCUGCAUUAGCAGAACAAACUAUUACUUUGACUGGUGGAUCAGGGGAGAUUAAUAUAUUGGGGAUGAGGAGGUGUAGAAUAUGUGACACCACUAGACAAAAGAAUUAAAUCUGUGCUUUUUAGGAUAGUCAGCAAGCCUCAAAAUUAAUGAUUUUUUCACACAUUUUUGUAGAAAUAAAAAUGCCCUAACUGGAUACAAUUUUGCAAAUAAAUGUCAUUAUAUAAGACUACAAACUGAAUAUUGACUAAUUUCUGUUCAUGUUUUAAUGUUAGUUUUAAUGUAGAGUGUAGACAGAAUUCACAGAAUUCAUCUGACACGAAUCAUCCUGAACAGUAACACAUCUGUAUUGGUAUUGGUAUGAACUAUGUGAUAAAUACAUUUGAAAAGAAUCAUUGCAUUAAGAGUGUAAUGACUGCCUGUACUCAAAUAUAAAUCUAAAUCUCAUUCCAAAUAGUAAAUCUAUCCAGACAUUUAUCUAUAAUGAAACUGUUUAUUGCAUCUAUGAGGACUCAGUCCUGGCUGCACCGGUGUAGAGGUGGUUUGAUACGGUGACGAAAAGUAUCUUUUUAACACUACUGUAGACUCUGGUUGGCUUGAAAUAGCAAGGGUCAUACAAUACUAGGACCAAAGUUGAUUGUUUUUUAAAUUCACUGUCUUGUUGAAGGGUCAGAUUACCCAUGAGUUGAAUAUAACCCUUUAUACAAUGAUUUCGGCCUACUUUGAUCCAAGUCAUUGUCAUGUAACUAGUGAUAUUUCACUAAAACUGAUAGUUGAUAAGAUCUCUAAUGGGCCCAGCACACUUCCAUGUUGAUUGUAUUGAAGUAUCAAAUUAUACGGUAUAAUACAAGCAGUUCAUAGUUCCUGGGGAUGAUUAUAUGUGAUUUAUAGAAAGCAAGUGCUGAGAUUGGUUUUUUAAAUCUGUUUUUCAAUCUCAAAUAUGCAUGUUCAGAUUGUCAUGUAUUACUGAGCUUAUUCUAUUUUGUUUUGAUGUUUUGUUAUAGUUUGGCCAAUUCUGGGUUUUUUAAAACCACAUUAAAUAUUUGUGGUAGUGUGAAGAUUAGCUGUGAGGGGCAGUGGUAUAUGUUUUGCUUGGAAAAAGAAAGGAAAAGAUUAAUACGUUUUGCUGGAGUCAGUUUCCUUGUAAACGCAUCCAUUUCAUAUCCCCACUAUUUAUACAAGUCAGUUUUAUACUAGUGUUGUUCACCAGUCAUCAGGGAACCUUUUGUUCAGUAUCACAUUGCAAGUAUCAAAGACUGCUACACAAUUGUAAAAUGUUAAAUAGUAGUUGUAUUGCUAAUCAAUUUUCAAGUGAUUAGCAACUGUUUCUUUUAAUCAAAAUUAAAAAAACCAAUGUGCUCCCUGGUAAUUAAAAAUCGUCACCACUUGAGUCCGUCCAACUUUGCAAAAUAAAACUUAAUAGUUUAUUGCACAAGACAUGCAAGUGUUUCUAUCCCACUAUUAAAUGUUGACAACAGCAUACAGACUUAUGCUUCUCCAUACUUUAUUCCUGACCAUUCAUCUGUCCGUCCAUUGUAUCUAAACGUGAGUUUUAUUUGUCCAUUGAACUGCCUUAUCUGACCCAUAUGUCCAAUUUUUGAUAGACUUUUUGUUUGUUUGUUUAAACUGCAGAAUUGUCCGAUAUCAUAUCACUUUUGAAAUAAUAAAAAGGCUACUUUAAAAUGACUCAAAGUAAAAAUGAAGCUGUUUUAAAAUUAGCUUGGGGCAAACAUUUAUUAGUAUAACCCGUUUUUUUAAAGACUGGCUUUGUUAACUCUGUGAUGUUUUGGUACAUGUAUGGUGUUUGAAGUGCUGUGGUGCAUCCAGUAAAUGAAGCAUAUGAUGCACAUGUACAAUUUCAAACUCUUUAACUAGUCCUCAUACACAACUAGGCCUUUGUAUCAAGUAUUUAAUGAGUUGUGAUACCAUGGCCAUGUUUAUGUUGUAGAUAAUGUACAACUAAGUACAAACAAUGUUGUGACCAGUUUGUCAAAACAUGAAUCAAAUUUAAUUUGCAAAAAGAGUAUGUGCUGUAGAAUAGUGUUGGAAUGCCUAUCAGGUGUUGGUUGUGGUUAUGGUAAUCUUUGAGUUGGGGGCAAGUUAAAUUUAAUCACUUUUAUAACAAACUAAAUUUGUAAAUGUACCAGUCUAUUCAUCCGUCCACCAGUGUUGCUAGAUAUGAUAUGUAAAUAUAUAUUUUACUUAUUGUAUACAACAGUAAAUUGUUGUAAUGUGGUUCAUAAUCAUUAUAUGCUUAUUUUCAAAUUACCUGUAAUUUGUGUGUGUUUAUUUUAUUUUAUCAAUAACCUAUGUACAUUUACUAACAUUAUACUUUUGUCUUAUUUUGAUCUCAACCCUCCUUAGUUUGACUCACAUUUGUAGAGUUUUUUUCUUUUCUUUACUUUUUAAUUAUUUUUUAUAUUUAGGCCAACCUUAACAAAUAUAUUGUUUUCUGUAGCAUGACUCGCUUCUUUUUUCUGGAGUAAAAAUUUCUCCAUUUUGUUUAUAAGAUUUAUAUGGUGACAUUCCGACUGACCCACUGCUAAAAUAAAAAAGGUUUGUUGGGUUACGGUAAAUGAGUGAUUUGUUAAGAAUGGCCUGAAGUACAUUCCAUAAUGUAAAAGUCUGAACAAGACAACUUUCAUAUGUUGUAAGUUCCACCCUGAUUUAAACAUCUUCAUAUAUCUAUGUAUGUUUUAAUGGUUUAUAACGUUUAUAUGUAUAUUUUACACCGUCCAUUUAGUACAAGUGCAUUUCACACAGAUAUAGAUUUUAUAAUCUUAAAAUGUCUCUUGCCAAAUAGGGGCGAUUCUGUUUAAACAUGUAUAAAAUAUUUUCUAAUUAAUUUGGCAUUCCACACUAUCAGUGUAAAGGGCCUAUCACACGAUUAUAGAUGAGUGCUUUCCGGUGUGAUUACGAACUGCUUCCAUUUUAAACCGUGCACAAGAUUCUUUCUUAUGUUGUUUAAUUGUUGAUGAACUUGACCUGUUUUACAGCAAUGUUUCAUAGUUGGGUGAACUGACCCAUUGACAGUUGACUUUAGAUUGAGUAACCAUCUCUCAGUAAUAACGUGGUUUAGCAGUUCACCGUAAAGCUGGUACUUAGAUUUGAUGAUGAAACGCUGAGACUACUAAGAUACAAGGUCCACAAUUUGAUACAGUGAUUUACGACAGCUGUAUUGAUCAAUACUUACACACAAUUUAUGUCUCAAACUAACUGACUUUAAUUCUCGUGGUAUGUAACUUUUCGAGUUUGCUUAACGUGAAUUUUAGACUACUACAGGCAUUGGGAAAACCAAAAACACUUUGGAUUUGCUAAAAUUGAUAACUUAAGCUAGAUGUUAGUGAUAUGUAAUUUGGUGGAAUUGCUGAAAAUCAUUUAAGCUGACUAAUAACUAGAGUCCUGUGAAUAAGAUUUGUGAUAUGUACUGUAUCGCGACACACAUAUAUCAAGCUACGGCCGUAAGCUAAAGAAAGUCCCAUACCCCAAAAAAUAUUUAAAAACUGAACAUAUAACUAUGUUGUGGUGGUUUUUGUGUGUGUGUUUGUGGGGUUUUUUAAUCGUUAUUUGUUCCUAAAAUGUAGCUCAAUAUAAGUUAAAAUCUGGCACUAAUACUUUAACUGUUCUAAAAAGAAAACUUACACGAAAAAUGUAGUAAGGGCAAAUACUUAAGCCAUUGACAAUUAUCAGCACUUUCACAAGUGUAUGAAGCAUAUUUUGUUUUGUGAUACCCCACCCCCAACUAAAAGCAUACAUUAAAAAAAUUGAUUUUAUAAGGAAUAUUUUUAUCAAUAUAUUUCUUUUAAAAUCAUUCUGUUGUGAAAAUGUCGAUAAUUGUCUUUGAACGGCCCAAACAUACAUGUAGCUUAUAAAUUUUACACUAAAUAUUUGUGAAUGAUUCUUUUGAAAUAUUUCAUAGCACUGACAUGAAAUGGGAUGCCAUUGAAAUACAUGUACAUGCAUAUAUAUAUUGAAAGAGUUGUGAUCAUAACAAAUGAAUUAUAUGUUAGUUUGUAAAUAAAUGUUUUACAAUCUU